AAGGUCUGUUUGCGGGUGAGUGCGUGCAAUUCGAGACAGUACCGGUGGAAAGAAGUUCGAAAUGCAGUGCCUAUUAGUCUUCGCCGUAUUACUUGUCGUCUUACAAGUGACGCUUUCAACACCGAGAAAGCCUGAAGAUGAGCUACGCGGUAUAGUUAGACAACUAGAGGAUUUGGUAGCCAGAGGACGGAAUGGAAAACCCCGCCCUACACCUGUCACCGAGGACAAGAACCCCUCCGGACCACGUGGACCUACUGAUAAAGACGGCGAUUCGUCCUCCAGGAAAUAUGACAGGAUGAUCAAAAUGUUUUAUAGACUUCUAAAACCAUACUUCGGAACCUUUCCAAGCGGGAAUUAUACAUCGGAUGUAACGGUUGACAAAAUUGUGGAAAUGAUGAACGAAUGGUACAAGAAAAUGCCCUGGGAUAAACCCAUUCCAAUGACAUUCAGAAAACGGGCUUUCUUCAACAUGGCUAGAAUUCUAUUGCGCGCCCAUUUCCAAUGCGCAACGGCAAAGAUCAAUCAAAUAAUAUUUUACGUUUUGAAGUCCCAAGAGCGUGCAAUGACUUUGAACGACAAGAGUAUGUUUCAAAAUGUCAGAACGAUCCUGGAAAGUUGGAUAACCAGCACGAGGAGGCUUGACCGAACCAGCAGAAGGAUUGUGGGAGCGGCCCACGGGCAUGUCUUUGGAGAAAUUAUGGGUCACAUCAAAUACUUCCAGUUUAAAGAUAUCAUGGAAUUUUUCGGAAAAGUAAAACCCUUCCUCAGAAGAGCUAUAAGUGAGAAGUGGGAUGUUUCCAAGUUUGAUCAGGAAUUGAGAAACUUGCUGUCUGAUUUCAAUUUCGGAUGUCCUAGCCUGGAUGAUCUUUGGGAAUUCCAUCGCAAACUCGCCACCUCUUUCAAAGAAAGGUUCACAAACGACACGCAUUACAAAGAAGCGGAGCAGUGGCUGACCAUCAAUAUUCCGAGGUUUAUCCCAUCUGAUACCGACCCAGCCCCUAUAAUUCAAGAUCUACUCCAAGUCUACACCGGGUAUGUUAGUGCGGCAGUCCAGAACUUCGAACAGGUGGAAACCCAUAUGAUCACCGGAAACACGGACGACAUCAUGAACUACAUGGCUACCUUCCUCAGUCCAGACCAACUUCAAUAUCUGAGGACUCUCUUUGAAUUCAUGAACACUGCGGAUACGUACGGCGGAAACAUGAACUUGGACGAUUCGCCUUAUUCAGUGGAUGAAGAUUAAUUUGCAUUGGACAAUGUACGUUUUUGUGAAGACUGGCAAUAGGAACCGCAGUUCUCUCU
Saccostrea cuccullata (small rock oyster) is the source of this 1302-nucleotide messenger RNA. RefSeq lists its product as uncharacterized. The transcript is spliced from 7 exons. NCBI's taxonomy places the organism in Eukaryota, Metazoa, Mollusca, Bivalvia, Ostreida, Ostreidae. Bases 62 to 1243 code for a protein of 393 amino acids. The record is from RefSeq and is a predicted model, not a curated record.